CCUUCUCCCCUCCCCCCGUCCCUCUCUCUCUCUCUCACAUCCCCUGCUCUUCUGUAAGCCUCUCCCCAUCCCCGAUUCUCCGGUGAGCACUCCGGUGGAGCAAUGACGGCGCAGGCGUGGCCGUGGCAGAUGCCGUACAGGAAGUCCGACGACGUGGAGGUGGGGACGGCUCCGCCACCGCUCUACCCGACGAUGAUGGAGAAUCCUAGCAUGCGUUGGUCCUUCAUUCGGAAGGUCUACUCCAUCGUCGCCUUCCAGCUUCUGGUAACCGUCGGCGUCGCGACCGCCGUUGUCGUCGUCCACCCGAUUUCCAGAUUCUUCGUCACGUCGCCCGGGGGGUUAGCCGUCUACAUCGUCCUCCUCAUCGUGCCCUUGCUCACAUUAUGCCCCCUGUAUUUCUACCAUCAACGUCACCCCGUCAAUUUUUUUCUUCUCGGAAUCUUUACGAUUUCGCUGAGCUUCUUGAUCGGCUUGAGCUGCGCAUUCACUCAUGGCAAGGUCGUCCUCGAAGCUGUCAUUCUGACGGCCGUAGUGGUCGUGACUUUGACCCUCUACACAUUCUGGGCAGCCAGACGAGGCUCUGACUUCAGUUUUCUGGCGCCUUUCCUGCUUGGCUCGCUGAUGGUGCUCAUCGUAUUUGGCCUCAUACAGGCCUUCUUCCCAUUGGGACGGAUCACCACCAUGGUCUAUGGCGGCCUUGCAGCGCUCAUCUUCUGCGGCUACAUCGUCUAUGACACCGAUAACCUGAUCAAGCGAUACAGCUACGACGAAUACAUCUGGGCUUCUGUCUCUCUCUAUCUCGACAUCAUCAACCUGUUUCUUUCGCUGUUGACAUUGCUUCGAGCAGCUGAGUCGUAAAACUUUUGCAUUGGUUUCUUAUUGCCUUCGAUGAACCAGCUGCUGUUUCUUCUUUUUUUUUUUUUCCCUUAUUUCAAAGGGAUAUCGGUCCUCCGUUCAUGUUGUGCAUGCGCAUUCAGUUUGUAAAGUAAGAGGAGUGUAAUCAAUAGAAAAUGUGCAUGUCUGCGUUAGUUUCAAGUGGUUCUUUGGUGGUUUUCUUUGUAAAAAUUCGCGGGUGUGUAAGGGAGGAAAUCUGAAAUCUGCUUUGCAACUUGCAAGGUGUUUGGUCGAUCGGCGCCUGGGCGGAGACCAGGGGUGAACUUGACUUUGACGGUCCGAAGUUCAGGAGGUCACCUGUUGCUGUGCCUUUGCUCACUUGAAAUGACGUACGUCUGGGUCCAUACUGAUGAGUCAAGAAGGCCGGUUAGUGAUCUUACGCGCGAACUGUCUGCAAAAAAAAGAUUGCCACUCAAAAAUUAAAAUGGUAGGCAAAAAUUGCAAGAGCCAUCUUGGACUGGAAACUCAUUUACAUCUCUAUUCUGCGUCGGCGGGGCUGAUUUAAUACGCAACCCUUGUAUUUUGUUCGCUUUUGCGCUUAGGAGAGAGGAAGAAAGGGAUAUACAAUGAAUGGACGAGAUUUUGGGGAGAGGAGAAGAGAGAUGGUAUCUGGUCGAGAAUUGUUCAUGGUCAAUGGUAUUUCAGAGUGAGAGGAAAAUAACGUUUUAAUUUGAUCGUUUCACCCAUCUUUGCGGACAUUUUCUUCUGUCAUAGUUGCU
Molecule: messenger RNA, 1613 nt
Organism: Nymphaea colorata (pocket water lily)
Lineage: Eukaryota; Viridiplantae; Streptophyta; Magnoliopsida; Nymphaeales; Nymphaeaceae
Product: protein LIFEGUARD 4-like
Exons: 4
Coding region: 103-858 (251 amino acids)
Cellular component (GO): membrane
Source: RefSeq, a predicted model, not a curated record